CUUUAAUAAAAGCCUACUUUGUGAUUCUGUAGACAAACAUGUUUAUAGUGCAUUAUUUUCAACGCUUGCUGCUCUUUGUAAUCAGUAAAAUUUGUCAUUAAAAUCAGUGAAUUUGUAAGUUUACAAGAAAAGCUGCUCCCACAUUAGAGUCAAUAGUUUCACAUUUAAAUAGUCCAACUCCUUUGCUUAUGGGCUUUCAAUAUGGUACUUAAUGAUGUACUUUUUGUGUUUCUUCAUUGUUUUUUUGCUUCUAUUUGUCUCGAGACAAAAUCAUGAACUAAUGGCUCUUAUGAGCAGGUUCUUUUAAGUGAAUCAAAUCAAUAAAUCGUGCCGAUUCACGAGCAAACGACUCUAAAUCAUUACUUCAGUGAUUGGUUAUACGGAAUCAAACUUGACUAAUUAAACAGCUUGACAUACUUUCGUGAGGUUCGGCAUAAUAUUCUAAUGGAACCGAGAAGAGGGAGAAUGAUUCAUAGAACGCGCUAACAAAGAGAGCGUGUGACGUCAUAAACUCAGAGCACAGACAGGCCUAUAUUAUCUCGCGCUCGCAAUAUUAACACUUCAGUUCAGUGAAAAUCCGAGUAUAAGCGAAGGUAUUCACCUGAGCAGAGAUUCGCAGUCUGUACAGACAGAGAUUGAGCGUUUAACAGCUCUUCGUCAUGAGUACAACAAGCGUUUCCCCUGUGCUGGAGUCAGUGGAGCUCAACAUUAGCUGUAUAGUGUCAGCAGAUGGCGCUCUGACAGCUAGAGGAAAGACCACCGACCCAUUAGCAAUUCACGAGGAUUCUCCUGAAGCAGCCGCUAUGGAGAACAGCCCGCCAGAAAAGAAAACAAAAAAGAAGAAAGGUUUCUGUGCAUUCUUCAAGAGAACAUGGCAGGCUUUAAAACGCACCACCCUUGAUUGCAGCCGAGGCAAUAAAGUGAGCCCUCUUUGGCCACAGCCUGACACAGAUCCAUCUCACCUCGAGCAAAUGGAUUGCCAAAAUCCAGAUGAUCCUCAGCCUGGUCCAUCUGGAUUCAAAGCAGCCGCUUGCCAAGAUUCUGAGGAUCCCCAGCUGGGAUCAUCCGAUCUCGAGCCAGCUGCUCAUUCAGAUCCAGAAGAUCCUCAGCCUGGUCAAUCUGGACUCGAACCAACCCCUGAUCCUGAGGCAGCUAAAUCCUGUGGAUUCUUCAAGAGAACAUGGCGGGCUUUAGCCCGUUGUUGCAGCCGAGGCAAUAAAGUGAGGCCUCUUUGGCCACAGUCCAACACAGAUCCAUCCCACCUCAAGCAAAUGGAUUACCAAAAUCCAAAUGAUCCUCAAACUGGUCCAUCUCGACUUGAGGCAGCUGCUUGCCAAGAUUCUCGAGAUCCUCCAGAUCCAAAUCAUCCUCAACCUGGUCCAUCUGGACUCAAGGCAGCCGCUUGCCAGGAUUCUGAUGAUACUCCAGAUUCAAAUGAUCCUCAACCUGGUCCAUCUGGACUCAAGGCAGCCACUUGCAAGGAUUCUGAUGAUCCUUCAGAUCCAGAUGAUCCUCAACCUGGUCCAUCUGGACUCAAGGCAGUCGCUUGCCAGGAUUAUGAUGAUCCAGAUGAUCCAGAUGAUCCUCAACCUGGUCCAUCUGGACUCAAGGCAGCCGCUUGCCAGGAUUCUGAUGAUCCUUCAGAUCCAGAUGAACCUCAACCUGGUCCAUCUGGACUCAAGGCAGUCGCUUGCCAGGAUUAUGAUGAUCCAGAUGAUCCAGAUGAUCCUCAACCUGGUCCAUCUGGACUCAAGGCAGCCGCUUGCAAGGAUUCUGAUGAUCCUUCAGAUCCAGAUGAACCUCAACCUGGUCCAUCUGGACUCAAGGCAGCCGUUUGCCAGGAUUCUGAUGAUCCUUCAGAUCCAGAUGAACCUCAACCUGGUCCAUCUGGACUCAAGGCAGUCGCUUGCCAGGAUUCUGAUGAUCCUUCAGAUCCAGAUGAUCCUCAACCUGGUCCAUCUGGACUCAAGGCAGCCGCUUGCAAGGAUUCUGAUGAUCCUUCAGAUCCAGAUGAACCUCAACCUGGUCCAUCUGGACUCAAGGCAGUCGCUUGCCACGAUUCUGAUGAUCCUUCAGAUCCAGAUGAUCCUCAACCUGGUAUAUCUGGACUCAAGGCAGCCGCUUGCCAGGAUUCUGAUGAUCCUUCAGAUCCAGAUGAUCCUCAACCUGGUCUAUCUGGACCCAAGGCAGUCACUUGCCAGGAUUCUGAUGAUCCUUCAGAUCCAGAUGAACCUCAACCUGGUCCAUCUAGACUCAAGGCAGUCGCUUGCCAGGAUUCUGAUGAUCCUUCAGAUCCAGAUGAUCCUCAACCUGGUCCAUCUGGACUUAAACCGACCCCAGACACAGACUUAGCUGAUCUUGAACCAGCAAAAAGACCAUUUUAUCUUCUUUAUGAAGUUGGAGAGAUGCUGGGAUCAGGAGGCUUUGGCAGUGUGUUUAAAGGGACUAGAAUAUGUGAUGACCAGCAGGUUGCCAUCAAAUUCAUUCGUAAGAGGCCGAGUCACCAUUUCAUUCAUAUUCCUGGUUCUUCCAAGCCGCUGUUUUCAGAAGUGGCUCUAAAUCUGCUGAUGCUAAAAGCUCCCAGAAGCCAACACAUUCUACAAAUGUAUCAGUGGUUUGAUGAACCAGAACGGUACAUCCUGAUUUUGGAACAUCCACAUCCCUGCAUGACCUUGCAGGAGUUCAUCUGGCACAACGGAGGUCGCUUAGAUGAAGUUUUAGCAUGUAGCCUAAUGUACCAAGCAGUCCUUGCAGUGAAACACUGUCUGGACCGGGGUGUCUACCAUAAUGACAUCAAGAUAGAUAAUAUCCUAGUCAAUACAGAGACACUGCAGCUCAAAUUGAUAGACUUCGGCUGUGGAUUUCUUCUAUAUUCUGGUUAUGAAGGCAGCCGGUACAGAGGACGACUCCGUCAACGUAAGCCCUAUGCGGACCCUGCAACGGUCUUGUGUCUUGGUGUUAUUUUGUUCAGGAUGGUGAACGGAAUCCAGACUAUUAUCACUGACUUUGAAGAUCUGAAAUUUGCUGUCAACGUGUCCAAAGGUGAGAGAACAGCACUACCAAUAACACACUGACAACAACAUUGUUUAAUGCACACACAAAUCCUGAGCACAAUCAAGAUUUUAGGCAAAAUCAAAUUAAAUGACUAAUUGGUGAAGUUUAAAACACAGCAAACUAUUUUCAUACACUGCAAUGUUUGGGAAUCACAUAGUCCUAAGGCCAUGUGUCCACCAAAGCGUUUUUAGCCAGCUGAAAACGCUAGACGCUCUGCUUAAAACGCCUAUCUGUGAGCGCUUCGGCAGCGCAACG
This is a messenger RNA of Megalobrama amblycephala (Wuchang bream), 3309 nucleotides long. Its product is annotated as basic proline-rich protein-like. Gene Ontology annotation, biological process: protein autophosphorylation; negative regulation of apoptotic process; regulation of mitotic cell cycle. NCBI's taxonomy places the organism in Eukaryota, Metazoa, Chordata, Actinopteri, Cypriniformes, Xenocyprididae. Gene Ontology annotation, cellular component: cytoplasm. The transcript is spliced from 7 exons. Gene Ontology annotation, molecular function: ATP binding; protein serine/threonine kinase activity. Bases 660 to 3074 code for a protein of 804 amino acids. The record is from RefSeq and is a predicted model, not a curated record.